AUGGCACCACUUCUCGAAGAUCCUCGCAUCCGACAAACCUGGAACCAAUUCUCACAGAAUGCAGAACAUGCUACUGAAAAUGCUGCGGCAGGAAUAUGGAACUUCCAGCAUAAAUAUAUAAACCCCUGCUUUUCGACCAUUGGAAACGGCUUUGAUGCAUGUGCAGCUCAAUGUUUUCCAGGACAAGAAGAAAGGGCGAGGAGAUUAAGAGAAAGAGGGCGGACAAGAGGGCGCGCAGAACUUAGUUUCGAUUUUUAUGACGAUUGGGAUGAAGAUGAAGGGCUUUUGGGAGGCUGGGGAAAUGAUGAACUGGAUAGGUUAUUGGCGGGAAGUGGAUCGCACUCUGGAAAUGUCACUGAAGCGCCGAAGAGGAAAAGAGGAAUGAGUUAUGGGACACGAGGAAGGAAGAAAGGAUUAGAAAACGACCCUACAAUUAUACCAAGUACAAGCGCUUUAGGAUUUCUAGGACGUUUACCAUGGAAAUUAGGCGGAACAUUGAGAUAUAAACCUAGCGCGGCAGAUUUGCAAGAACAUCCUGGAGCACAUCGAUCAGAUUAUAAUGGACUGGGCGAGGAAGCUGAUGCAUUGAUGGGAGACGACCUUGACGAUGAAGCGCGGGAUUUCAUGCGAGGACAUGCGAGGAAUAGGAGUUCGACACAAAGUUCAGGAGAGACUUCAGAUUCAUUUCGAUCGAGAGGAGAUCUAUUUCCGAGUGAUGAAGAAGAUGCCGUACCUCUCAGUGAUGAAUUUGCCAUGGUACUUGAAAGACGAAAUACAAAUUCAGGCACGGACGAUAAGAGUAGUGGAAAUACGCGAAGCAGUAAAGGCAAGAGGCCUGCACGGUCAAGAAAUGUAUCACGAACUACACAAUCAUCAUCACAGACAUUACGACCGAGGGGAGGCGGUGCAGGCUCGGGGACGUCGUUGCCAACCACGCCAGACAUCUCAGGCCCCGACGUGAUCGCCACCCCGUCGAUUGAGGAUUUACAACUGGAAGAGGAAAGAGUACGUUUAGAAGAGGAUGAAGAAGUGGAAAGGAAACGGCAGGCUGCUUUGCUAUUAGCGCAAGAAAGGGGUCUUUAUGUAGAGGAUACAUUUGAACCUGUUCCUUCAGAGCCAAAGCGGGAUAUAGAGGCAGUAGAAAAUUCAUCAUCGCCACCUGCCGAAGUAGCACCAGCUAGUGAAUCACCUUCAGCUCAACCAGAGUCACAGGAUAAUAAAGAGUUGUCGGAAGGGAAGGAUAACGAUAACAACAAAGAAUAUGAUUUUGUCCCUGCGAGACUACCAAAUUUUCGCUAA
This is a messenger RNA of Sclerotinia sclerotiorum 1980 UF-70, 1299 nucleotides long. RefSeq lists its product as hypothetical. The coding region runs from base 1 to 1299 and encodes 432 amino acids. NCBI's taxonomy places the organism in Eukaryota, Fungi, Ascomycota, Leotiomycetes, Helotiales, Sclerotiniaceae. The record is from RefSeq and is a predicted model, not a curated record. The transcript has a single exon.